GAAAAAUCGGAAAAUCAUAAAUACCAUCAAAAAGCUUUAGUUCCCCUCUUUUCCACGCUAGAAGAAACGACCGACUCGACUGAGAAACAGAUACCCAAACCAGGGUCUUCACUUUUUCCUUUUCUUUCCUUUCCUUUCUUGUUCCUGAAUCAGGGGGACGGGGAAAUUGGUGAAGGAUUUUCUUGAUCGCGGGGAAAACGAAAAUGUCGCAGCCACGCCGGUCGUCGUUUUCUGCAUCCACAACGUCGUCUCUGGCGAAGCGGUCGGAGAAUGCCGGGAAGACGGCGGUGGUCGCCUCCUCCGCUGCUCCUGCUUCGCACUUGGCCAGGAAACGAGCGCCUCUUGGAGAUAUUACGAACAAUUCGAGGAAUGCUGCGCAGAAAGGGUCGAGAACCGCUCUCCCGUCGUCGACUCUGGGGCAGAGUACUGCUAAAAUUGCUAAAUUCAAGAAAGGCCCCACUCCUGCUUCCAGCAACACAGCCUUGUCUGGAAAUUUCAUACCUUCAGUGGUGAAAUCGACUGAGAUUGAGGUCACAUCUGCACGAAGAAGCCAUGAAGUUGUCUCGAGCAUUGUCAAGCCCCCUACGUCCUGUGAAACGAAUGUUUCUCCAACGAAAACAAAUGAAGGUUGCAUGUCCUUGGAUGAAACCAUGUCCACCUGUGAUUCCUUCAAGAGCCCUGAUGUUGAGUAUCUCGACGACAAUGACUUGCCUGAGAUUGAUUGUAUCAACAAGAAGGCUUUAAACAAGCUCUAUAUUUCGGAUCAUGAAGUAGUAGCAGAAAAUAUGUGCAACAGAGAUGCACAUGGUGUGAUUGAUAUGGAUACAGAUGACAAGUUUGUAAACCUGGAUACCAAUUUUGAGGAUCCUCAGCUUUGUGCCACGAUUGCUUGUGAUAUUUACAAGCAUCUGCGAGCUUCUGAGGCUAAGAAAAGACCAGCAACAGAUUUCAUGGAAAAAACUCAGAAGGAUGUAAAUGCCAGUAUGCGUGCUAUACUGAUAGAUUGGCUUGUGGAGGUUGCAGAAGAGUACAGACUUGUGCCAGAUACCCUGUACCUGACUGUGAACUACAUUGAUCGAUAUCUCUCCGGCAAUGUGAUUAACAAGCAAAGAUUGCAAUUGCUUGGUGUUGCCUCCAUGAUGAUUGCUGCAAAAUAUGAGGAAAUAUGUGCGCCCCAGGUAGAGGAGUUCUGCUACAUUACUGACAGCACAUACUUCAAGGAUGAGGUUUUAGAAAUGGAAUCUGCAGUUUUGAAUUACUUGAAGUUUGAGAUGACAGCCCCAACACCCAAAUGUUUCUUAAGACGAUUUGUGAGAGCUGCCCAAGGAAUCGAUGAGGUCCCAUCAAUGCAGUUGGAAUGCUUAGCAAAUUACAUCAGUGAAUUGUCUCUGCUGGAGUACAAUAUGCUUUGCUACCCUCCAUCUGUUGUUGCAGCCUCUUCCAUUUUCUUGGCCAAGUUCAUACUUUUCCCUUCUAAGAGACCAUGGAAUUCCACAUUGCAACAUUACACACUCUAUCAGCCUAGUGAUCUACAAGACUGUGUAAAGGAUCUUCACCGCCUGUGUACCAGCACUUACGACUCUACCUUGCCCGCGAUUAGAGAAAAGUACAGUCAGCAUAAGGUGAAGAUAAUCUGACUUUUGAAUUUUGUUUUGCCACCCUCCUAGAAAAACCCCUCUUUGGCCCCCCUUCAUAACAGUCUCUAACUUUAUGAUCUUGCCUUGAUUUUGUUCUGUUGGGGACUCCAGUACAAGUUUGUAGCCAAGAAAUUCUGCCCUCCUCGAAUACCAGAGGAAUACUUCCACAAGCAAAUCUUAUAGGCAGACUGACAGAGAUUGAUCUAUCUGAGGAAACCUCAUCAACCAAGUCGCGCGGUGUCUACUAGUAGUAAUGGGCAGUAUUCAUUCGCCAAAGGGCUAUGAUUCGACCAACAAUCUUCAGCAGUCCCUCUACUAGUAGUAAUGACGGUAUCUUUCCAAUGCUCCGUUGGAAGCAGCUCUUCUGCCCAUCUGCCCCCAGAAUGUAAGAAUGUAGUUUAGCAGCAGCAGAUAGUAGCAGUUGAUGUAACAGUAGCCUGAGUCAGCUCUUUGUAUGAUACCUCCACCAUUACCCUGCUACGGGUUUGCAUGCUUUCUUUUUUGAAACUUGCCUUGCUAUGGCUUUGUAGAUCAGAAAUUUUCCUCUGGACAAUAAUCAAGUUUGAUGAGUGCAGACAUUCCAUUUUGUGGAGUUUUCCUAGAUUUUCAAUUUUCUUUAAGCUGAUCAACAGCGAGGCCUGCCAGAAGUUUUCAGAUUUCUAUCCCGGCCACCAGAAGUUGGGAUCUCGUCCAGAAAAUAGCAAUCCUCAAACGAGCAACCUGGUCCAUAAUUCGGCCACUUCACAUCACUUGGCUCCAUGUACAUUUGCCCCCACGCCGGCGUCCCAUCCUCGUAUGAAUUCUGCGUCCACCUCGUCAACUCCGAUCCGUCCAAUUUGAUCGUGAAGAUAUCACCGUACGGCUGGUAGUGAUGCGGGUUUGAGAUCGGCUCGGCUGAUAUUCCGGCGUAGUCAGUGGUAAACACUAUACUCUUUGAAUCCGGGCUGAAAUAAGGGUGGUUGCACCGCCCGCCGGCGCCGCUUUGAAUCAGCUUCCUCAACCCUGUACCAUUCGGGUGGAUCAAGUAGAUCGCGAAGCUGCCGCUACCCGGGUCGUGCCGAUCGGAGGAGAAGGCAAUCCACUCGCCGUCCGGCGACCAUUUACACAUCGUGUCCGUCCAUGGACCCUCCGUCAAUUUCCGGAGCCCGCCGUCGCCGGCCUCGCCCUUCUCGGCGUCCAUUAUGUAGAGAUUCUUCUGACCCGAUAAACCCGAUCGGAACACGAUCCAUUUUCCGUCCGGUGAGAGUGAGGGGAAAGCGUUGUUGAUGCCGUUGGUGGUCAAUUUUUUGACGUUAUUGUCCACGUCAGCGUGGUCAACGUUGAUGGAGAUGAUGUCCACCUCCGAGCUCACCGGGGCGAAAGUAGGUCCGGCUGCAGUGUACACGAUCCCCGGGCGAACCGGGUCCCACUCGGUCGUGAAAGCCAUUCCUGGAAAAACCCGACGCCGGUUCGAACCGUCCCGGUUCACCACGUACACACCGGGCAUUUCGACGUAGGCGAUCCGGUCGCCGGCCGGGGAGAAGACGGGAUAGGAUCCGUCGAUUCUGAACAGCGAGACGUCCGGUCGCGGGCUGUGAAGACUCUCCAGCAGCAAGUGGGGGUCGCCGGAGUUGGAUUGGCCUCUGCACCUGUGGUACCCGACCCGACCCGAGUCGGGCGAGAGGAACGGGUUGAGAUGGUGGGUUUGAGGGGACACGAAGCGGGUCAACUCGGUGAACUCGUUAUUGACAAGGUCGAAGAGCUCUAUGUGGCGGUAGCUCGAGGUGGGUCUCCUCGUGGCGACGGCGAUGAAAUCGGUGUUGCCCGGGGAAGUCGCCGGAGUGAACGCGUGGAUUCCCGGCGGGGUGAUUCGGGUGACGGUCACCGAAUCGGUCGAGAUCGGCCCCGAAUUCGGUAGAAUCGCCUUGUACACGCUGAUCCACCCGUCUUCCUCGCUCUUCCUGUGGAAGAACAGGGUCGAAUCGUCGACCCAACUCGGCCACCCGCCGUGUUCGACGAUUUUGACCCGCUCCGACCCGUCCCGAGUCAGGAAGACGUAGAUAUCGGUGGAGAGUUCCUCCACCUCGCCGUUCCACCCAUUCUCGCCGUAGGAAGCUACGGCGGUGAGAAAUCCGGAGGGAGACACGGCGGGGCUGAAAUCGGCGAUUCCAAUUGGGGUGAGUCUCCGAGUCGACCCGGUUUUCAAAUCGGUUGAGUAGACGGCGGCCCAACUCGUCCUGGGCUCGGCGGACUUCUCGUGGGUUGACACGUAUACCAGCUUAUCUCCAACCACUGUGGGCCUAUCCUUCAGGGAGAGCCCAUCGUGACCGUGGAUUAGAGGCAGCUGGACACGUGGCGCGAUCUCCAUAGCGGACCUCGAUCUGGAGGAGCUUUCCUGCGGCUGAGAAUCGAAAGCAAUGGCGUCGUAGUAGAUGUUGCAGGAUCCGUUCCUCUCCGAGACGUAGACGAGAUGAAACUCCGGCUCCGUUUCCUCCGCCGCCGCGGGGGUGGAAAAGGGUUGUUGGAUGGGAGAUGGUUGGGGGGAGAGAGAGAGGAGAGCGGGAGAUGGGGAGGCGAAGUGGCCGUUGAAGUUGACGGAGGCGCCAUCGGUGAGGCGGAGCUCAGAGGAAGGGGACGGCGGGGUGCGGUGGCGCGUGGGGAGAGUGAAGAGGUCGAAGGCGUAGCUGGAUCGGCCGAGCGUGGUGAAGAUGAUGCUGCUGGUUGGGGGAGGUGGGUUUUGGUGGUUUUGGACGGCGGAUUGGGUGGGAAGCAGCGAAUUGAUGAGGAUGCAACAGAGAAUUAGUGGGAGGGUUUUCAUGGCUGCCUGGUUUGUUCUGUUUCGUUGUGAGUUUUUCAGUGAGCCAGUGAAGUUUGGGCUACAAGGGAAAGGCUAAUUGCUAAGCGGAGAAGGAAAUCUGGAUAUGUUUGGG
Messenger RNA from Linum tenue, 4546 nucleotides. The record is from the annotation of a GenBank genome assembly. Lineage: Eukaryota; Viridiplantae; Streptophyta; Magnoliopsida; Malpighiales; Linaceae.